AGUACUUUAUGGUAAUAUUUAUUUUUUCUGGUUACAGUUUAAAGGGCACUUCUGUUUGUGGAGUAAAGCCUGCCACAUUGUCAAAAUAUGUAACUGGAGGAUUACAGUAUGCUUACCUCUGAUUUUAUUUCUACAGUGCUGCUAUAAGUAACAAUGAGUAAAUCUACUAAAUUAUGUCGUAAGACUUCUUGUCCAAGAAGCAAUAUAUUCUGCAAUCUCCUUGACAAAAUUGUUAAAAGACCCUCCCUACAGUUUUUGGGUCAGUGGGGAUAUCACUGUUACGAACCAAGGAUUUACAGAUCACUGGCAAAAAUUCUGAGGUAUGUGGACUUGGAUGGUUUUGACGCACUACUCACAGAUUACAUUGCAUUUGUGGAAAAAUCAGGAUACCGUUUUGAAGUAAGUUUUAACCUCGACUUCACUGAAAUAUGUGUGAAUACAAUUCUGUACUGGGUUUUUGCCAGAAAAGGUAAUCCUGACUUUGUGGAAUUGCUUCUCAAGAAGACAAAAGACUAUGUUCAAGACAGAAGUUGUAACCUGGCACUGAUAUGGAGAACUUUCACACCAGUAUACUGUCCAAGCCCAUUAAGUGGCAUCACACCUCUCUUUUAUGUAGCUCAGACAAGACAGUCUAAUAUCUUCAAAAUACUACUGCAAUAUGGAAUCUUAGAAAGAGAAAAAAACCCUAUCAACAUUGUCUUAACAAUAGUACUCUACCCUUCGAGAGUAAGAGUAAUGGUUGAUCGUGAAUUGGCUGACAUCCAUGAAGAUGCCAAAACAUGUUUGGUACUAUGUUCCAGAGUGCUUUCUGUCAUUUCAGUCAAGGAAAUAAAGACACAGCUGAGUUUAGGAAGACAUCCAAUUAUUUCAAAUUGGUUUGAUUAUAUUCCUUCAACAAGAUACAAAGAUCCAUGUGAACUAUUACAUCUUUGCAGACUAACCAUCAGGAAUCAACUAUUAACCAACAAUAUGCUCCCAGAUGGAAUAUUUUCACUUCUAAUUCCUGCUCGUCUACAAAACUAUCUGAAUUUAGAAAUCUAACAUACGUCAAUGUCCUAAGUUCCUUAACAAUGCUUACCAAUGUAUGGCUUAGAAGUUAAUAAAAAUUCACUUCAUGUAA
Molecule: messenger RNA, 1120 nt
Organism: Pan troglodytes (chimpanzee)
Lineage: Eukaryota; Metazoa; Chordata; Mammalia; Primates; Hominidae
Gene: ASB17
Product: ankyrin repeat and SOCS box containing 17
Exons: 3
Coding region: 154-1041 (295 amino acids)
Biological process (GO): intracellular signal transduction
Source: RefSeq, a predicted model, not a curated record